Amaranthus tricolor (Joseph's coat) is the source of this 3760-nucleotide messenger RNA. RefSeq lists its product as uncharacterized. The transcript has 3 exons. Lineage: Eukaryota; Viridiplantae; Streptophyta; Magnoliopsida; Caryophyllales; Amaranthaceae. The record is from RefSeq and is a predicted model, not a curated record. Bases 1657 to 2400 code for a protein of 247 amino acids.
UUGUUUGAUUAAAGGACUGAGUGAAAAUUGAGUAAAACUUAUUAGAGAAAAUAAUCUCCAAUAAUAUUCUAAGGGAGAUCAUGAUCUCCCCUAGAAUAUUACUACAUAAUAGAUCUCCAUAGAAUAUCAUUAAAGAUAAUUUAAUAAGACCAAGUGAGAUUUGAUUCCUAAAUUAUAUUUAAAAAUGAUAAUAUUUACUCCAAUUAAAAUAAAAUUCAGUUAUCGAGGGACUAUUAUUAUUUAAAAAGAGGCGUAUGAUGGUUUACAACUUUAGAUUAGAGGGGAGCAAAAAGUAAUACUAAAGGAAGGAAAGACUAAAGAAUGGAAAUCAUGGGGAUUAUAUAUGUACAAGUGGGGGGACGUGGGGUUUGAUCUUCCUUCCCAUUCCUCUUAAAGAACUUCCCUUUCUCACUAGUCACUACUUAUACCAAACAAACCCUAUCACCUUUACCCCUCCUUCCUCUUCUUUCUUUUUCUUUUUCUUUUUCAAUCCCUAAAAUUACUCCUUUUUAUUUCUCUUUAUCCUCCUACUUUUAAGUUCUACUAUCAAUUUUCUUUGCUUCAAAUUAUUUUCUACAUGAUUUAUAUAUUAUGUUUAUAUUAAUUUCAUGUGGUUAUUUUUUAUAUUUAAUUAUUAAUCAUGAGUAUGCCUGGCUCCCUGUAUGCCAUACGCAGAGCCCAUCGAAUUAUCAAUGGCCUCCAUGGAUGGCGUAUGAGGAGCCAAGCAUACCCUUUUAUUUAACCUUGUUUAUUUUUACUAAUUAUUAUUGUUGUUAUUUUUUUUUUUAUCAUUUGCUUGUUUAAUUAUUCUUUUUUCCUUUUAGUUAUAAUUAAGUUAAUAUUAUUUUUUUUUGAUUAUUACAGUUGAGUUUGUGUGGCUGGAUGAAAUUGACAAAUAAACUGGGUAUGUGACUUUGAAGUUAUUGGUAAUUUGGUACAUGGCAUCCAUAAGCAAGGUCCUUAGUAUUGUUAUUAGUUAUCCCAUCUAUAUCAACUUCAAGCAGAGAUUAAAGAUACUAAAGAGAAGGAUUUUUGCUGCACUGAGCUGCAAAACUUGCUUUAAUUAAGGUGACCACACAUAUUUUCUCGACUUAGUUGUCAAACUAUCCGAAUAUUGUAAGCUUGAUAAUUGUAUAUGGUACUCUUAAGACUCUAUAAUAUAUUUUGGAGUUUUAAUUAUCAGUUUACGCUUUUGGUUGAAUUAGUUUUGAACAUGGUAUCAGAAGUCAGCAUGAUAAGAGAUCUUUGAACCUCAACCAUGCACCCCUCAUUUAAGGUGGAAUAUUAAGCGUCAGGUUCAUAAACUUGCAAAUUACUACUUCUUGGUGAUCUACAGCUUAUUAAGGUACCUUUUUAUUAUAGAUUUUUUAGUUCUUGUUAUUUUUAAAAAAUAUGUCAUUUAUAGUGGUCAUUUACACUUAAACUCUAUAAAUAUGUGAAUAUGUCAAAUGUAGUUGUUAUUUGCCAUGAUCUUCAUAAUGAGGUUGUUUGUUCAUCAAUUUAAUGUAGAAAAUUUUUAAAUUUAGUGUAGAGAAUGUUUGAAUGCAAAUCGUAAAUUUGUAAAUUAUAUAUAUUUAUGCAAUCAAUAAUCAAUGUUCCUUGUUUUUAAAUGUUGUUAUGAAUGUUGUGAACUCUAGUUGUGAGGGUUGUUGAACAAUGUACUUACUUUCUUAUGAACUUGAUGGUGAUGUUGAUUUUGUACGUAUUGUUGUAGAAAUAGCUUCAUUUCGUGUGACUAUUGUAUGUUUUUGGAAUGGUUCAAUUCGAUCAAGUAGUAGCAAUGUUAAGUAUGUUGGGGGAAGACGUAAACUGUUUGCAUGCAACCCAAACAUUGAUUUGAAUGAAUUUAAACAUCUUAUAUGCUUUAAGAUUGGCAUUAACACUACAAGAAGUACUGUUAAUGUAAGUUUUAAAUACAAUCUGAGUGGAGAAUUGUUAGCUCUUCCGGUUGAGGAUGAGGAGGCUAUAGAUGCAAUGUGGGAGUAUUCAAAGUUUACCUCUAUUCUUUCUUUAGAGUUAUAUGUAGAAGAGGUACCCCUAGAGAAUCAAGAUGUCAAUGUUAUAGAAACAAAUGCAGUCCUGAAUGUAACUUCUUCUGCUUCUUCUUCUACGCCUUUCUCUACCCAAGAAACCCAAAAUCCCAUUAUGCCAUCUUCCUCUUCUCCUUCUAAUGAACCCAAUCAACUUGAACUUGAAGUCUCAAAUGAUGAUACGAUUAACUUAGAAGAUACAAAUGAGCCUUGGGAUGAUGUUAAUAGUCAGAGUAAUGAAUUCGUUGAAGCUUCUUCUGAGGACGAUGUGGGUGUUUAUGAGGAGGCUCUAGCUAAUGACAUGACCUUAGGCAACAUUCCAACAAUCGUUGCUCCUACACCUUAUGCACUAGUUCCCCCUUUAGAAUAACAUGUUGAGGACAACUCUUGGAGGUCUUGGGCAUGUGAUACAACCUACACCGAUGAAGGAGUGUAACGACCCGGUUUAAGUGACUCGGAAAUUCAUAUGAAAAUACGAAUUCUGGUUCACUCUUCGGACUCUAGAGAAAAGUCUCCUCUAGGAUCGUCAACGUUCCGUCGAUAAAGAAAUAUAAUUAAAACAUAAAACAGUGCCAACGCGAAAGAAACAAGUCAGCGAAAGUUUUUACGUACAACUCGAGAGCCUAAUGGCCUCUAGAUUAACUAAAGAAAAUAGACGAAAGCGAAAAGAAACCAACACAAUCUCUUGUUACAUAAUUCGGAGUUAUAUCUACUCAUAAUCUUAUUACAAAAAGGAAACAUAGUCUUGAUGAUUACGGGUUCUAAGUCGAGCCCUCACUCCAGUCCCCACCUGAAAUCAACCUACUAGUCGUCGUGUGACAACACGUAGCAGGUUCCAAAUAACAAUCUAAUACACGUCAGAGACUUCAUACAAAUGUCAAACAGGUUGAAUACAAGCAAUGUGUUUAUCCUAGCAUGCAUAGGCUCUAAUACAUUCAUUAUUAGAUAAUUCCAACUUGUAACGUAGCCCGUCCUGUUCGGGUCGUUGAAUUAUAAAUCAAAAUCCUUUUUGGAGGAAUACACUUGGGAGAGCUAAUCCAAAGGCAACCACCGACCUAAGACGUUGCUCGUCCUGUGCGGGUCGUCAGAGGUAAAGUAUGCAUACCCCCAUGGUGACCGUAAUGAUCCAAAACUGCCAUGGGAACAAUAAUUGUAAUAAUCUAAACCAAAACGUUAACCCCUUUGGGUAACAAACACAUAAAUCCUCAACUUCCAAGUAAUUUCUUUCAGAUUAUUUGAGAUGUCUAAUCCUUAUGUGAUUUACAAUGCCUCGAUUAGAAAUGAAACAACACUACUUGCACAACCAUAUAAACAGUAUGGUCUAAGCGUGUACCUUAAAGUGCUGCAAACAAAACGAAGUUCAAUCACGAUAGGAAUUUCACCCUCUUAUGAAUCGAGGUCCUAGACACCAUACACACACAAAAAAUCACGUAUUAGAACGUGUUUACACAUCUAAUCCACUCCAUACUAUUAAGACACUAUUAGGACUUAAUAAUUUUAAAUAGUUUCACCCAAAUCUUGCUAGUUCCAAAAAUUCGAAUUUAACCAGAAACUUAAAUGGUCAAUUCGGAAAGUUUGGAAAAUUCAAAUGGAAAAUCCGACUUCGCCACUGCGUCCGGAACGCGUCAAUUACCUUGGGUACUAAAUUUCAUAAUUUCUAACAUCCAAUUACUAUUUGUAAUUAUUUUAAGCGUUUAACGAGUUUUUAACGCAUCGAGUACAUAAAAACA